Molecule: messenger RNA, 1708 nt
Organism: Arabidopsis lyrata subsp. lyrata
Lineage: Eukaryota; Viridiplantae; Streptophyta; Magnoliopsida; Brassicales; Brassicaceae
Product: putative F-box protein At2g02030
Exons: 1
Coding region: 401-1615 (404 amino acids)
Molecular function (GO): protein binding
Source: RefSeq, a predicted model, not a curated record
UAGAAGAGUAGAAGAAGAUAUGAAAAAGGUAAAUGAAUAAUUUAACUAUGGGCUCAUCUAGGCCCAAUUGAUGAUGUAAACCGGUCGGUUUGGGAAAUGGAAACAAAGAGAAGAUGUAUGUGUUACUGUAGUAUUAGGUUAUGGGCUUAUUGUAAAUUGUGAUUGCUUGAGUAUUCAUUGAUGCAGAUGUGAUACAUUUAUACAAGAGUUAGAUCCUAUGAUUACGGGAUACACAAGAUACUUGAUAAAGAUAUCUCUAGAAUGAUAAGUAUAUAUCUCUAGGAUAUCGUUAGAAUAUUCACUUAUGACGCGUUCGUUUUCCUGCUGAAAUUUGGACAUCGGAGUUAUAAAUUCUGCGCCGUUGAAUUCACGAGAGUAAGUAGAAAGAGAAAUUAAAUCGAUGGAGAAAACUCAGAAACUCCUGAGAAAAGAAAUCAAACGAAGAAGAAGAGAGUUUGAGAAAAUUCAUAUACCUAACGAAAUCGUCGAAGAAAUCAUGGUGAGGCUUCCGGUGAAAUCGCUCACGAGAUUUCAAAGUGUGUCGAAAUACUGGAGAACUCUGAUCACGUCCAAGGAUUUCGGGGAAAGACACAUGGCUCUUGAGAAAAGCAAAGGAUGCAAACUCAUUUUUGUCUGUGAUGAUUUUGAAGAUCGUGCGGAGGACACUCUGUUUUUAAAAACAGUUGCCUUGGAGAAGACGUCAGCUUCUGAGGGAGAUGAACAAGCUUUCGAAUUCCAAGGAUUUAAUGGGUUUCUGGAUAUUUCCGAGAGCUGUGAUGGCCUUAUCUGCUUCUACGACACUAAAAGAGCAGUGGAAGUUAUGAAUCCGGCCACAACAAUGUUCAUACAACUCCCUCUAUCGAGAAUUCAACGGCUUUGUAUAUACAAAUAUCCAAACUCGGAGGUUCAAGAUCCAAAUCCUGUUCCAGACCCAAUCAUGUCAUGUUCUCAGUUGGGGUUUGGGAAAGACAGCGUUAAUGGAAGUUAUAAACUAGUAUGGAUGUAUAAUACUUCUCCUGCUACUCCUCCUACGUGCGAGGUUUUGGAUUUAGAGGGAAAAAAAUGGAGGUUCGUGAAUACUAAUACUCUUGAUCAUCAUAAGAUCUUGUUCAAUCAGAGGCCAGUGUUUGCAAACGGAUCACUCUACUGGCUCACGGGAGAUGAACAAGGAUAUGCAACAACACAAACCAAACUCAUAGUUUUCGAUAUUCACACAGAGAUGUUUCAAGUCAUCCAAACACCGCCUUUUUUUACCCAUGAUGCAUCUGGUGACAAGAUUGGUUUAUGCAAUCUUGAUGGUCGUCUCUGUAUCUCUGAGUUGAAGAAAGAUUGCAAGCAGGAGUUUUGGUGGAGAAUUGAAGACACCAACACAUGGGAGAGGAUCUUCUCGGUUGAUUUGCUUUCUACUUCCACUUGGUUUGGUGGUAUCACCUGGCAGCCUCUCACACCUUUAACCAUCUCUAGGGACACCAAUAAAGUCAUUCUCUCACUUCGCUAUCAAGAUAAUCUCGUUGCCCUCGAUCUUGAUCCUAACUCUUCAGUUUGUCAUUUGUAUUUUUCUGGUUACUACGGCUUAGUAUGUCCUUAUUUUCCAAGUUUUGUCACUUGCCAUUGAAGUUUUAGCAAGUUUGUAGCUCUUUCAUAGAGAAAAAUAAAAACCGGCCAUUUUAAGUUCAUUAUCCAAUAACUUGAGAAUGAAAAUCAAAUU